Messenger RNA from Chironomus riparius, 405 nucleotides. The record is from the annotation of a GenBank genome assembly. Lineage: Eukaryota; Metazoa; Arthropoda; Insecta; Diptera; Chironomidae.
AUGACACAAUCAACAAGUGAAACUUACAAGUAUCUCAUUUUGGACAUUGCUGAAAUUGAAACCUUCGUUCGAUUGUGUGAAAAAGGCAGACUUCCAAUAGACUUGAUACUUGACAAAACUGAUGAAAAAAUUGAAAAAGUAAUUGAAAUAAAAUUCAAAAUGGCUAGAGGAAGUGACAUAAAGGAAGACGAAGAGAAAGAAGUUCAGCAAUUAUUCAAAAGAUUAGUUCAAAUUAAGGAUGGUAAUCCUGAGAGAUGGAAUAGAUACACACCCGAGGGAAAUAUGACUGCAUGCGGUACUGACUAUUUGUCCAAUGAUGUAUACUGUUACUACUUCAUCCUUAAAGCUGUUGCUGCACAUAAAAAGAAUAUGCGUGAACAGGUAAAGAAGAUGAUUGUUGAAUAA